This is a messenger RNA of Acanthamoeba castellanii str. Neff, 1443 nucleotides long. RefSeq lists its product as uncharacterized. The coding region runs from base 1 to 1443 and encodes 480 amino acids. Lineage: Eukaryota; Discosea; Longamoebia; Acanthamoebidae. The record is from RefSeq and is a predicted model, not a curated record. The transcript is spliced from 7 exons.
AUGGGGCGCGGCAGCUUCACCGUCUCGGCCGCUUACAACAACUGCAGCUCGUCGUCGACGCCACCUCCCACAUUGGUCGCCACCACAUCCCACCCACCGGAGGCGCGUCGUCGGGUCCGCACGGAUCAUAGCGCGGCGGCAGCGCCGGGGCGACUCUACGGCAAGCUAUCGUCGUGGGAUGCCUACGCGCCCGUGAGUACGGCGGCGCUGGUGCUGACCCUGUGGGACGACAUCGACUCCGCUGCGCCACAGCGCCUCCACGGUGCUCGCCGCCUUCCCCUCGCCCCUGCCCGGCUUCUCCGACGACCCGGCCAAGGUGGCCUCGCUCAUGCGCUGGGCGCUCUGGAUGAUGAACUCGCCGCCCCGCAUCCGUGCCACAUUCUCGAGGCCCACCUGACCUCCAACAACGCGGCCCUCAAGGCCGCGAUCGUGGAGGCGGCGGUGGCGAGCGUGCAGGCCAAGGAAGUGCUCCUGCUGGGCGUUGUCUGCCCGCCCGUCCAGAGCGAAUUCUUGUCCAUCGUCGCCUCGCUCGUCCCCUUUUCGUUCGGCCUCAAGGAGCGCUCCACCCGCUGGGUCUCAUCUCUCCGCAUGAAGCCCGAAACGACGGAGCCGCUGGUGAACACGAUGGGCCACAUCAUGUCGGCCACGCUGCGCCGGAAGGCGGCCACGCUCGAGCUCGCGGCCCUGGUUGAGGGCGGCGAGCGGGAGAAGGCCACAACGCGCCUCCUCGAGCUGAUCGAGGACUUGGACUACGAAGUGCGUGCGCUCGCCAUCAAGUUUGCCCUCAAGGCCCUCCAGUCCGACACCUCACUCCUGUUCGAUUGGCAGCGCGUGCAGGGCACGUUGCUGCAGCGGCUGCACACGGAGUCGCACCACACGUGCAUCAAGCACCUCCUGGCCCUCCUGUUCGUGUUCCCCGUCCCGCUGCCCGACAGCGUGCUUCUGGGCGACGCCGCCGUCGGCUCCGCGCUCGACACACAGACCUUCUUCGCGCACCUGCGCGGGCUGCUCGACCGAUGGCCCAACGGCGCGACCCGCGAGAACAUCGUCUCCCACAUGGGCGUCUACCUUUCCCAGGGUCCGGCGUGCUUUGAUGCGGCGGCGGUGGCGGGGAUGGUGGGUCUGUACAAGAAGCAGCCGGUCCCGCUCGCCGCGCACUUUGCCACCGACGAGGCCGAAGCCGGGCUGGCCGACCGCCACGACCGCCUCAUCGAACUCGAAGACCGCGAGGGCGUCCGCGCCAUCCAGACCUACACCAAAGAAGUGCGGCUGGCUUUCCAGAUCCUGAAUCUGGAGAAGCGGAUCCUGCAGGCGAUGAAGACGUCGCGACCCGACGGGUCGAUGCUGUACGAGGCCCUGUGCGUCGACCGCGAGGCUGGUUACGAUGCAUCAUCAUGGCUCGGGGCCGGUCAGCGCUUUCAGGAUGAGGUGCACUUCCCCUAA